Messenger RNA from Penicillium psychrosexuale, 1407 nucleotides. RefSeq lists its product as uncharacterized. Bases 1 to 1407 code for a protein of 468 amino acids. The transcript has a single exon. NCBI's taxonomy places the organism in Eukaryota, Fungi, Ascomycota, Eurotiomycetes, Eurotiales, Aspergillaceae. The record is from RefSeq and is a predicted model, not a curated record.
AUGUCUGCUCAGUAUGACCGUGGCAGUGAAGUUCAAACUGGCAUCCUGUGUGACAGCCCCUCUGAGAACGACCCAUUUCAUACCUCCAGCUCUAGCCAGAAAGACCCUAGCGCCAUGCCCAACACGUUCCCUGGUGGCUCCUCUGAUGGGUUCUCUUCUGGGGGUUUGGAUAACUCUUGCGGUGCCGAACAUGAAGCGUCCUCCAUCGAUAACAUUGAUACGAGGCCAAAGUCUCCACCCGCCUUGUUCAGCCCAUCUUCCGAAGAGAAUUACGACAUCGAAUUUAGUAGUACACCGGACAUGUCCGCCCAGUAUGACAGUGAUAGUGACACUCAAACCGUCAUCCUGUGUGAUAGUCCCUCCGGAAAGGAUAUUAGCAUGCUUCACAUCUCCAGCUCUAUCCAGGAAGAGCCUAGCACCAUAUCCAACACGUCCGCUGAUAACUCCCACGAUGAUUUCUCUGAUGAUUCCUCUAUUGGCUCCUCUGAUUGGUACUCUUCUGCGGUUUCGGAUAGCUCUGCCAGUGCCAAAUCCGAAUCGUCCUCCAUCGAAAGUUUUGAUAAAUCGUCUCAGCAUGAUGCUGAAUCAGAGGAGGAGGAGGAGGAGGACCGCCCGACAGGCUCCCAAGUCCUAGCAGCAUACGCCUCUCCUCUUCGAGAUGGCCAGCGUGUUCGGACCAGCUGCGAUAGUAUUCACGACCCGGGCCAGUGGCAGGUCGAUUCAGAUGGAUUCAUCAAUGAGCAAAAUCGCGCUGGCGGGCCAUAUCUCUGUUCCCUACCCGUGACAAUUUUCAAUCUGGACGGAAAGUCCCCUUUAUGGACAGUUUUCGAAACCAUCAGCCUUCAUAAAAUGAUCCUUUCGGUUCUUGAGCAGUAUAAAGUCAAUGCAACAUCCAUCAAGAUCAAAAAAUGUCAAUACAAAUACUGGCCUCUAAAGGUUAAGGAACCCGCGCCGACUUUGAUCAUUACUGCAACUCGUGACACAUUUAGCGACACUUGGGUACAAGCCUGUCGCCAAAUCUGGCAAAAUCUAUCCGAAAACCAGCUUGGUCACAUCAAUGUCGAAAUCACGAUCCCAAAUCCUGACUUCCCAUUUCAAUUUUGGCCUUUGGAGUCGGAACACCCCUAUUCUUUGAUAUAUCUUCAAGUGCACGCAAGAAUCAUAAAGGAGCUCCAGCUUAAACAUUGGCUUGACUUUAAUACAUUACGCAUCGCAACAACCUCAGAUGUGAAGGACAGCGAGGCGUUUUCGUUACUGGGUGUGCAUUUCCAGAGCGAACAAGACUGGCGCGGUCUCCGAGAACAGAUAAUUUCAAUUUUGGAAGAGUGCAAACUUCCAAUGGUGGGCGUCAUGAUCCAAAAGGGCAAAAGGUGGGGAGGAGGAGCUGAGGAUUACUCGCUGGAAUAA